Molecule: messenger RNA, 1281 nt
Organism: Zingiber officinale
Lineage: Eukaryota; Viridiplantae; Streptophyta; Magnoliopsida; Zingiberales; Zingiberaceae
Exons: 1
Coding region: 84-479 (131 amino acids)
Source: RefSeq, a predicted model, not a curated record
UCUCUUCUGCCCUAUAAAUAUUCCACCGAAAAGCCUCGUCGGAGACGCUUCAAUCCACUCAGGGCUUUUCCGUCGAUCGAGCGAUGGCCGAUCGGAGCGGUGGCGAAGGAUGGCCCGCCGACGCGUGGCGGUCUCCGAGUCCCCAUCGUCGGGCACCGGACGGUCACCUGGUCCCUAUGUGGGAGAGGCGGUUCUGCAGCAAGGCUUGCGGCAUCCCGUGGGAGCGCCUAUGUGCGAUCCAGCGGUGGAUGACCGGCGACAUGCAGGAGCGGGUGAUGCGGUGGGACGACUCCGCCGUGGCGGAGGCCUUCCGCAACGCCAAGGCCAGGUACUGCGCUCGCUACCACGGCCGGCCCUGCUGCAUCCCCCUUCCCGACCCGGAUAUGUACAUCGAUGACGUCGACCACGACGCCUUCGUCGAUCCUGAGCUGAUCGCCGACCUAGAGAAGCCGCCGCCGAAGUAUAGCGAGCUGGACUAACCCGCCGCCGCCUCGACUACCGGCGGUAUGGUUCUUCUUGAAGACAUCCGUCCGACCGGGUGGGACGAGGUGCCCGAGCCUAAUCCCUUGAACCGCGGUGGAGUUGCCGACGCUUGGGAUCACUCGACCGGGUGGGACGAAGUGCCGGCGCCUAAUCUCUCGAACCGUGAUGGAUUUGUCGACGCGUGGAAUCAGGGCGAUCCAAGGAGGAGUAGCGGUCCCGAAAGAUCCGAUUUUGUUGCUCAAGACAACAGGAGAAAUGCCCAAUGGGAUACCUGGGAGGAAAAAAAUAGGACUUUUGAUCGAGGUAGAAGAAAUGGAAGAAAAAGGGAGGGAGGUGAUCGCUGGGGGCCGAGACAUAUCAGACCCCAUUACAAAUCGAACAACGAGCCUUGGGGAAACUGCAGAGGAGGUGGAAGGUAUUUGACAGGGAUUCAACGGUAUCGGGAGCAUUAUCCAUGAAAUACUUGUUCUUGCUGGUAGGCAAUAGAGUGGUGCUUUUGCUGUUUAAAGAGUAGAUACUUUGAUAGAGUUUUUGAUUAAAUACAACGGAGACUAAUGGUGCUUCGGAUAUGCAUUAGAGGAAUAUUGAACUGAGGUUUAGAAUCAUCUUGUAAGCAUUUUGAGAUAUGUAUCCUUACUUCUAACCAUGGAAUUGUUUAAUCUGCGUUUUAAUAUACCGACAUUACUAUACCUGUUCAUUUCUUAGACAAUGGUUUAGUGAGUUAGACCAAUUGAUGAUUCAGAACUAUCAACACAAAAAUACAGCUCACCUUAAGAAGCCAAACAGAAUUUAUGCAAG